Molecule: messenger RNA, 3260 nt
Organism: Megalobrama amblycephala (Wuchang bream)
Lineage: Eukaryota; Metazoa; Chordata; Actinopteri; Cypriniformes; Xenocyprididae
Exons: 10
Coding region: 255-1373 (372 amino acids)
Biological process (GO): cell redox homeostasis
Molecular function (GO): electron transfer activity
Source: RefSeq, a predicted model, not a curated record
UAUUAUUAUUAUUAGACUCGUUGAUAUGUUGUGUGGCUUGUGUGUGCUGACUUCACAUCGCUGUAAGGAUGACGCUCCCUCUGCUGUCCUCCUGUUAUCUUCUUCUCUACUCAGAUAUUUGAGAAUCAUGAUGCAGCUGUAGCGAGUCAAAAUCAGCCUGCUCAGCAAACCCGGUUACCUGUAAGCGGUGUACAAAGUCAAAGUCUUGACGGUGGCCGACACGAGUAAAGCGGCUGGAUAGAAAAGGUGCUGUGAUGGUGGAGAACAGACCCAUCAUGAAGGGACGGGUAACGGUGUACUCGGUGCCAGGCUGUCCACACUGCAUACAGGCCAAAGCUACUCUGCGUACAUUAGGUGUGCCUGUGUGUGAUGUAGAUUUGAACAAACAUAGAGAAAUAAGAGCGCGAGUGAAGGAGCUCACAGGUCACAGUACCGUCCCCCAGAUAUUCUUCAAUAACCUUUAUGUUGGAAACAACGAGGACCUCCAGAACCUGAAUCCUGAGCAGCUGAAACGUCUUGUCCUAAAGUUACGAGAGGAACCUGUGCCGCUGGACACUCCACCUGUGCCUGUGGAAAAUGGCACUGAGGUUGAUGGAGCAGCAUGGGAGCUUUCGGAGGCACUGAGGAAUCUGAUCCUGAAACUCUACUCUGAUCACCUCUCUGAAGAUGGCAAGACAGUUGAUUACAAGGCCAUGUCCCGGAGCCCGUACUUUGAGCGGUACUGUGAUCUAGCUGUCCAGCUUCAGCGCGUGGAGCUGCUGUCCUUGAGCCGUGAAGAGAAACUGGCCUUCUUUAUCAACGUCUACAACGCCCUCGUCAUCCACGGGAACCUGCGUCUGGGCUUUCCCAAAAACAUAUGGCAAAGGUAUCGGUUCUUCAACUAUGUGAGCUACCUCAUUGGUGGUGAGGUGUUUACACUGCAGGAUAUUGAAAAUGGAGUGCUUCGAGGAAAUCGAAAAGGAGUGGCACAAAUCCUGAAGCCCUUUUCCAGGAAUGACCCUCGACUGCAGGUGGCGCUUCCUGAAGUUGAGCCUCUCAUUCAUUUUGCACUGAACUGUGGUGCAAAGGGCUGCCCUCCAAUUAAGACAUACACAGCACAGGACAUUGAUGGUCAGUUGCGUGCUGCAGCAGAAGCGUUCUUGGAGAACGACGACAGCUGCGUGAUUGACAGCGUGGGACGGGAAGUGAAACUCAGCCAGAUCUUUAAGUGGUACAAGGAAGACUUUGGAGGCACGGAUGAGAAGCUGCUGAACUGGGUGUUUGAUCAUAUGGGAGCAUCAGAGAAGAAGAAGAAUCUACAGUCUCUGCUGUCAGCAGGAAAGGUCAAAGUGAGCUAUCUGCCCUAUGACUGGUCUAUAAACAGCACAGACUGAACUAAACCACAUUCUCAUGCACAUGAUCACUCUGUCACUGACUCAUUGUGGGCACUGCGUUUCUAUUGAACACAUGCAGCGGAGACGAGCGAUUCAGAAAAAAACUGUACCCUGAAAUGACAACUAUGCAUUAAGAUCCCUUUACCUUGUUCCUUCACCUCCCAAAGGGCAAUGUGUUACUGUAGCGAAUAUUUAUAACAAAAUUUUGUACCUAUAAUUUUCCAAAUUGUAUUGCAGCAUUUUGCACUGAUUAUUAUGCAGUUACAUGUUUUAUAUAUUCUCCUACAAGGAUGUAUUUUUAAACAAAUAUAAUUUAAUUUAAUUUAUCUCUAUUAUCAUAUGAAUUGCAUCUAUGUACAUUUUUUAUUUUUAUUUAGAGUUUCUAGCAAUACUAUGAAAAGUAAAAAAGAUCUCAUGAAUCAUAAUGAAACAGAAGAACUUUGCACAGACUGAGAAAUGGUGCACAUUGCUUAUAAUAUAAAUUUUUUUUACUAAAUGACCUCAAGGAUCAAUAUUUAAUCAUUUUUAUAAACGUGCAUCAAUUUAACAAUACACAGUAAAAAACAGCAAUAUUUACCUACAUCAAUUUUUAUGAAAAACAUUUCAAUAUAUGAAAGAUUUGCACGGAUACUUUUAGAAAUGUUUCCUCUCUAAAUUCAUAUAUAUAUAUAUAUAUAUAAUAUAUGGGGGACAAAAAAUAUGUCUAUUCACAAUUUCACCCAGAAAAAAACAUAUUUUCUUUUCUUUCUUUGAAACAAAAGGGAAAGUGAAUGGCAAUUUAAUUUAUACUACACCACAAAGGGAAAAAACAUCAUAUAAGUGUUCAAUAUGAAUUGUAAGCUAUAUUCUAAGUCUUCAAAAAGCCAUAUGAUAUUUGUAUGAUGAUUAGAUCAAAAUUAUUUACUGGUAUUUUUAAUUUAUUGCACAUUGAGUGCUGUUCACUGUUUUAUAUCGACAUGUUUCUUCUUGAAAGACCUGAAGGGAAAUGCAUAGGAUAUGGUCGAUUUUGAGGCAUGGAUUAGUUUUUGGAUCUUUCAUGCUGUGUGUUGUACUUUUGACUCUGUCUGAAUGAUGGAUGUCUUCAGCAGAGCCGCACACAUAUCAGUUUAUCAGAAUGAUACCAGCCAGUAGCAUUGAGUACUUUUUCUAAUGCAUGAUGUGUUAUUUGAUCAAUUAUUGAAAGGGCAUCAGGGCUGAUGGAAUCUCAUAACUGGUUUCUCAUAAACAGGGCCUGUUUCGUAUGAGAAAUGUCUGAUUUGAUCAAGGGUUAACAAGAAUUCCCAUAAUAUUUUUAUAGAAAAUGAGAUUCAGACUGAAAUUUUCUGAAAAUCGAUUUCCCAUCUGUCUUGCUUAAGGCAGUGAGAGUCCUCCUGAAGUUGGAGGCCUUUUUUGAGUCUAUGAGCAACAUGGAAAAAUGCCAUUUUAAUAGAUGUUGAAUUACUGUGAUGCACUAUAAGCAUGUGAUUUAUCCUUUACUGCAUGUGAUACUAUAGAAUAGUAUUGCAAGGGCUGAUACUAUCAGAUGCACGAGUAAAAUGAGGUUCAGCCAGUGCCUUUUCACCUCUGCAUGAGACUGAUAUACUCAUAUUACUCCACUUGACUGCACAUCCCAUUGCUUCAGGAAAUCAGUUCAUUUGAAACUUUCAUCUGCAAGCAGAGAUUGGUGAAUCAUAGCUCAGCCCUGAAAAAGUCCCAGAGUUACCUCAUCUUAUCUCUUUCACUGUAAGGAAGGAUAUCAGUGCAAUGCAAUUACCCUGAAGAAAAUCAAGAUUAGACUCAUUCAUAUGCAUGGAAAUGACUUAUAUAUUUGAAUCUAGAGCAAUACUGCAAUACUGUCUUUUAUAAAAAAAAAAUUACAAUGAUAAAAUAAAGUAUAUUCAAUAGACA